AUGGAGCAUCUGGUCGGUCCGCAGCCUAAGCCGCAGGAUAAGGACGAUGAUGGAGAUGAAAUGGGUGAGGAAGAGAGAGUAGAAGAUUUGCUUGUUGUUGAUGACGUUAUAAGUGAAGAGCUCGUUUGGAGGGAAGAUCUCGUCGAUUUAUUUCUCGACGAAGAGGAGGACGAUAAGGUUGAAGAGGUAGCAGGUUUGGUUGUUGUUAAUGAUAUUGUGAGGGAAGAGCUUGUCGAAGCAUUUUUGAGUGCUGAGGAGGAGGAGGAGGAGAAGGAGGAAGUGGAGGAAGAAGACGAAAUUUUCGCUGGUGUUGUUGUAAAUGGCUUUUGCACGUUAGCAAUUGUAAUUCCAAAUAUUGAUACAUAG
Molecule: messenger RNA, 366 nt
Organism: Sclerotinia borealis F-4128
Lineage: Eukaryota; Fungi; Ascomycota; Leotiomycetes; Helotiales; Sclerotiniaceae
Source: the annotation of a GenBank genome assembly